Messenger RNA from Ostrinia nubilalis (European corn borer), 1422 nucleotides. RefSeq lists its product as uncharacterized. The record is from RefSeq and is a predicted model, not a curated record. The transcript has a single exon. The coding region runs from base 1 to 1422 and encodes 473 amino acids. Lineage: Eukaryota; Metazoa; Arthropoda; Insecta; Lepidoptera; Crambidae.
AUGUUACCAUCCAUGUUGACGUUGAUCCUGGCAUGCGUGGCCAUCGCCGCCUGUCAGAAAGACAUACGAUAUCCGGACCUGCCACCCACCGCGGAUGGUCAACCGUCUACGUUCCUACGCUCAUUCGCAGCUUCGCGCAACAAGUAUGCCCUUAGGUCACGUCGACAUCUGGGCAUUCCUCUAACUGGAGACAACCAGCCUGAUUAUUCAAACCGUCGUAAGCAAGAGGAAGUAGUAGGAGGGGUGGAUCACCCCCCAAUCAACAAUGGUCGUAGACAAGAAGAGGUCAUAGGAGGGGUGGACCACCCCCCAGUCAACAAUGGCCGUAGACAAGAAGAGGUCAUAGGAGGGGUGGACCACCCCCCAGUCAACAAUGGCCGUAGACAAGAAGAGGUCAUAGGAGGGGUGGAUCACCCCCCAUUCAACAAUGGUCGUAGACAAGAAGAGGUCAUAGGAGGGGUGGAUCACCCCCCAUUCAACAAUGGCCGUAGACAAGAAGAGGUCAUAGGAGGGGUGGACCACCCCCCAUUCAACAAUGGUCGUAGACAAGAAGAGGUCAUAGGAGGGGUGGAUCACCCCCCAUUCAACAAUGGUCGUAGACAAGAAGAGGUCAUAGGAGGGUUGGACCACCCCCCAUUCAACAAUGGUCGUAGACAAGAAGAGGUCAUAGGAGGGGUGGAUCACCCCCCAAUCAACAAUGGUCGUAGACAAGAAGAGGUCAUAGGAGGGGUGGACCACCCCCCAAUCAACAAUGGCCGUCGACAAGAAGAGGUCAUAGGAGGGGUUGAUCACCCCCCAUUCAAUAAUGGUCGUAGACAAGAAGAGGUCAUAGGAGGGGUUGAUCACCCCCCAUUCAAUAAUGGUCGUAGACAAGAAGAGGUCAUAGGAGGGGUGGAUCACCCCCCAUUCAACAAUGGUCGUAGACAAGAAGAGGUCAUAGGAGGGGUGGACCACCCCCCAUUCAACAAUGGUCGUAGACAAGAAGAGGUCAUAGGAGGGGUUGAUCACCCCCCAUUCAACAAUGGUCGUAGACAAGAAGAGGUCAUAGGAGGGGUGGAUCACCCCCCAUUCAACAAUGGUCGUAGACAAGAAGAGGUCAUUGGAGGGGUGGAUCACCCCCCAUUCAACAAUGGCCGUAGACAAGAAGAGGUCAUAGGAGGGGUGGAUCACCCCCCAGUCAACAAUGGCCGUAGACAAGAAGAGGUCAUAGGAGGGGUUGAUCACCCCCCAUUCAACAAUGGUCGUAGACAAGAAGAGGUCAUAGGAGGGGUUGAUCACCCCCCAUUCAAUAAUGGUCGUAGACAAGAAGAGGUCAUAGGAGGGGUGGAUCACCCCCCAUUCAACAAUGGUCGUAGACAAGAAGAGGUCAUAGGAGGGGUGGACCACCCCCCAGUCAACAAUGGUCGUAGGCAAGUAGAGUAG